Messenger RNA from Rhizophagus irregularis DAOM 181602=DAOM 197198, 699 nucleotides. The record is from RefSeq and is a predicted model, not a curated record. NCBI's taxonomy places the organism in Eukaryota, Fungi, Glomeromycota, Glomeromycetes, Glomerales, Glomeraceae.
UGUCUCGUAGUCUUUAGUUACUUUUAAAAUAAUAUUAAAAUUUUUUUUUUGAUAUUUUCAUUAAAUUUUAAAUUUCAAAAAGCUUCAAAAGGUAGGCCAUAAUUAUGAGAAGUCAGUAUGCAGAAUUUUAAAGAUUUAUUUUUUGAUACCUUGUAAAAAAUUUCAUUCAUAAUUUCUGUAGCUAUAAAAAACUAUUCAGCUCAAUGAGACUAGAGCUUCUUAGAGCAAUUAACCCGUUUAAAGAAUAACUGCUCAAACAUAUUAAAAAAUUUUCUUAGUACUUUUGGACCUCUCAUCACGUUCCUUAUAAUGCCUUUGUCUAUACGAUCUCAUUAUUUUUGUGGGUGGUUUAAUUUCUUUUCUUUAUACCAUACCACUAUCACCUUUUUUUCUCUGAGUUGUUUUACUCCUUUUUAUUCUUUCCUCCUUUUUAAUUUCACAUCUGGUCGUUUUUAUUACCUUUUUUCUUUGUUUUCAAGAAUCUGAGAUACAUGAUAUGUGAAAAACAAUUCACGCAGUCAAUUAAAUUCUUGUGACACGUUCACCGUUCACGUCCCGGUCGUCCCGUUAAUAAUUAUGCAUUUCGGGAAAAAAAAGUUUUUUUCCCAUCAAGAAAAAAUUUGAAAUAAUAAUUUAAUAAACGCAAGGUAUCAUAGGAUUCUUUAACAUACAUAUAUAUGUAAAAACUGUAAAGGAAAG